AAUUCUUCUGAUCGUCUCUCAGGUAUGAAUUGAUGAGUUAUUGUCACUGGGCUAUGCAAAGUUGAGUAGAUACAACCAUGGCAAUGCAGCCUGUGUCGACUCUCCUGAGGGAGAGAGAUGUAGAUGGAGGAGGGGAACCCCAUGCCAAGACCAGAGAUGACUGGAGGAAAGCUAAGGAGCUGGAGGAGGCUCGGAAGGCAGGGACAGCUCCUGCAGCUGUGGAUGAGGAGGGCAAGGACAUAAACCCUCACAUUCCUCAGUACAUUGCCUCUGCUCCUUGGUACUUUGGUUCCAGGGGUCCGACCUUGAAGCAUCAGAGAGUCCAACCAGAGACCCUCCCCAGUUACAGUGGCAUUACUGAAUGGUAUAAGCGAGGGGUGGAUGUUAACAAAAUAGCCACCAAGUACAGGAAAGGAGCCUGUGAGAACUGUGGUGCUCUAACACAUAAAAGAAAGGACUGUUUGGAGAGACCAAGAAAAAUUGGGGCCAAGUACUCAGGAGCCAUGAUAGCUCCAGAUGAACAUGUUCAGCCAAAUCUGAAUUUGGACUUUGAUGGGAAGCGAGAUAGAUGGAAUGGCUAUGAUCCUUCUGAGCACCAUCGUGUUAUUGAGGAGUAUGAGAAGAUAGAAGAAGCCAAGCGACAGUUGAAGGGUGAAAGGCUCAGAAAGGACAUGUUGGAGGGAAAGAUAACCAAGGUUUGCUUUCCUUCAUGUGAAAUUCUCACUCUUAGCAGUGAGGGUACGAUUGUGUUUGUUUUCUGUACUCAGGAUGACAUCGAUGAGGAAGAAGAUGAAGACAAGUAUGUGGAUGAUGUUGAUAUGCCUGGAACAAAGGUGGACAGCAAACAACGAAUCACAGUGAGAAACCUGCGCAUCCGUGAAGACACAGCCAAGUACUUGAGGAAUCUGGACCCCAACUCUGCCUACUACGACCCCAAAACACGUUCCAUGAGGGAUAAUCCUUACGUGAAUACAGGGAAGAAUGCUGAGGAGGCGGAUUAUUCUGGAGAGAACUUUGUGAGAUUCACUGGUGACACUCAGUCACAUGCCAAGGCCCAACUUUUUGCCUGGGAAGCAAGUAAUCGUGGGGUUGAUGUCCAUGUCCUUGCUGAACCAACAAAACUUGAACUUCUCAAAUCUGAGUAUGAAAAGAAGAAGGAUGAAUUCAAGACCAAAGUCAAACAGAGCAUUUUGGACCAGUAUGGAGGUGAAGAGCACCUGGAUGCACCACCAAAGUCCCUUCUUUUGGCUCAGAGUGAGGAUUACGUGGAAUAUUCCCGGCAUGGCAAAAUUGUCAAGGGUCAAGAGAAGGAAGUGAUUCGUUCUCAGUAUGAAGAGGAUGUUUUCAUCAACAAUCACACCACAGUCUGGGGCUCUUACUGGAAAGAUGGACAGUGGGGUUACAAGUGCUGCCACUCCUUUGUCAAAAAUUCAUAUUGCACUGGGUCCAAAGGUCGUGCCCUUGAAGGGUCAUCUGAAGUCCUUGCUUUGGGUUCUGUUGCUUCCUCAACACAUGGUAACACUGAUCCUAAGAAAGAAAAUACAAAGGGGAAGGAGGGUAAGAAGCAGGAGCAGAAGAAGAAAAAGAACAGGAAGAAGAAAGAUGACCAAGAGGACUCAAAUUCCGACACCAGUGAUUCUGAUACUAGUGAUAGCAGCAGCAGUGACAGUAGCAGCAGUGACUCAGAAGAUGAGGAGGCUAUCAAGAAAAAGAAACUUGAGCAGGCCCUGAUUCGUGAAGAGAUGAUGCAGGCACAAGCUGACAAUCUUCUCUCCAUGGAGGAGAGAAAGAGACCAUAUAACAGCAUGUAUGAGGCAAAGGCUCCCACAGAGGAGGAGUUGGAAGCAUAUUUCAUGAAGAGGAAACGAGCUGAAGAUCCCAUGGCUGACUUUUGCAAGUGA
This is a messenger RNA of Darwinula stevensoni, 1901 nucleotides long. The record is from the annotation of a GenBank genome assembly. Lineage: Eukaryota; Metazoa; Arthropoda; Ostracoda; Podocopida; Darwinulidae.